AUGGAUGCCAGCGAGCUUGCCUAUGAGAUCCUCUUUCUGUUACAGAUUGUCUUUGGAGUCUCAGGAAAUGUGUUCCUCCUCCUGGUUUAUGCACACGUGGUCUCCACCACCCACCGGCUGAAUCCUCCGGACCUGAUCCUGGCCCAUCUUGUGCUGGCCAACACCAUGGCCCUUCUCAGCAGAGGGAUCCCCGACAUCCUGUCAGGUUGGGGGCUGAAUAAUUUCCUGGAUGGCAUUGCUUGUAAACUCCUCUUAUACAUUUAUCGAGUGGCCCGGGGUCUUUCCAUCUGCAGCACUUGCCUCUUGAGCGUCUUCCAGGCCAUCACCAUCAGCCCUAGCACCUCUCACUGUGCAGGAGUCGAAACCCAAUAUCCCAAGUGGAUCCUCCCCUCCUGUCUCUUCUCCUGGGUCCUCAAUCUGCUGUUUGACAUGGCUACACUGAAAGGUGUCACGGGACCUGGUAACAGCACCAGCACAAAUAGGGUCAUUCUCCUGAAAUACUGCUCUUCCAACCGUAUCAAUGAAGUCACAACCGUGGUCAAUGCAAUGGUGCUCUCCCUCCGUGAUCUGUUCUUUGUGGGACUCAUGAGUGCGGCCAGUGGCUACAUGAUGCUUGUUCUGCAUAAACACCACCGGCAGGUACGACACCUCUACGGGCCCAGAUGCUCCUCCAAGACAGUGCCCGAGGUCAGAGCAGCAAAGCAAAUCAUUGCCCUUGUUACCCUCUACGUCCUCCUCUAUGGACAGAAUGCAAUCUCCCUGAGUUUUUUAUUAAAUAUGAAGAUAAAUUCCGCUCUCAUUCUUAAUAGCCACAACAUUAUGUCUUUCACUUUUUCAGCUGUCAGCCCAUUUUUGAUAAUUCUCGGUGACCGGAGGGUAAGAAUGUUCUGGAAAAGGGAUUCCAGAUUAUCAUCUACUCCUGGAGGAGAAAGUCCUGGUGCUGGCCAGAUGUUCAUCAUUCCCGCAGUGGCUGAGAAUGCCUCAUCCCUAGUUUAUUCCCCUAGCUCGGAGACCCCGGGGGAGCUGCGGGUGCUGAUGGAAUCCCUGGACUGGACUCCCAAGGCUGCAGAAGGCUUUCGGGCCCCCAAAUCGUUUCUGAGUUCAGCCCCUGAUUUGGGACUCCCGGACUAUAGUAAACCUUUCUAUGUAUACGUUCAUGAACGCCGCGGGGUGGCCUCAGUUACGGUGGUCAUGAAGUCUCAUGAUAUCCUCUUUGUACAUCCCGUUGUUGUUCGGACCCUGCACGAGGUUGUGCGCCUCCUCCGUGGAGUGGCCACCCACGACCUAUCUGUGGCACAUCUGACUAAGCAUGAUGUUGCCUUAUUGGAGAAUCUGCAGGUACAUGUGGAGCGCUGUGGCCCCUUGAAUCUGGCUACCCUGCUGGAGUCCUCCCCCAUGACUGACUAA
Messenger RNA from Tachyglossus aculeatus (Australian echidna), 1407 nucleotides. RefSeq names its product olfactory receptor class A-like protein 1. Gene Ontology annotation, molecular function: pheromone receptor activity. The transcript has 4 exons. Lineage: Eukaryota; Metazoa; Chordata; Mammalia; Monotremata; Tachyglossidae. Gene Ontology annotation, cellular component: membrane. The record is from RefSeq and is a predicted model, not a curated record. Gene Ontology annotation, biological process: G protein-coupled receptor signaling pathway. Bases 1 to 1407 code for a protein of 468 amino acids.